UUCAAUUGGCAAUGAGGAUAUAGUCAUAUAGAUAUAUCUGUUUCGUCCGUUUGUGUCUGUUUACAGUCAAACUUAUACUUGUCUCAAAGACUAUAUAGAUGCCUGUGCAAAUAAAACAACAGAAAAUGUUUCUUGAUUUAAGCGUAGAGCUGUUUUAAACGACGAGUUGUUUAGUGUUUAUUGACAGCUAAAAAAACGAUUCACUCAGGUAUACAUUACGUACAGUUUUCGCCUUAUAUUUAUACGGCUGGUCACGAAGUAUAGACUGACAAUAUAUGCCUCUUUGGCUCACCCCUGAACUCAUAGUCAUUCUGGAUGGCUUUCCUUCUCUGUUCGCAGUGUUUAGCAAAGCACUAUACGAGGAAGAGGAACGGCUUAUUAAUAUGCUAUUGCAAAAGGCAACGCAUCCUGAUGUUUUGCCGAUGACGGACGGUCCAGUGAAGGUCAAGUUUGGCUUAACAUUGAAUCAAAUCGUUGAUGUGAACGAGAAACAACAGAUUCUGACCACAAGUAUGUUUGUGAGACAGUCUUGGAACAACCCGAGUUUAUCCUGGAAUCCUGCGGAGUUUAUGAACAUAACUUAUAUUAAUAUUCUGCCUUCUCGCGUAUGGAAACCAGACGUCGUGUUGUACGACAGUGUUUCCAGCUCAAGAAGUGGUGGUCAUCUAGAUGUAGGCACCACAAGAAUCAUCGUAAACUCCUCUGGUCAUAAUCAAUGGUAUUCGCCCAUAAACUUUGAAAGUCAUUGCAAAAUCGACGUAAGAAACUUUCCCUUCGAUCAGCAAGCCUGCGUCGUGAAGUUAGGAUCUUGGACUUACGAUGGCACCAGACUUGACAUCACUCCAGAAGCACCUACUGCAGAUUUGGGGUCCUUCAAGGCAAGUGCUGAGUGGUGUGUGAUGGAAUUUCCAGUCAAAAAGAACGUCCUGUUUUACGCGUGUUGCGAAGAGCCCUAUGUUGAUCUCACUUACACCUUAAGAAUCGAGAGAAAACCGCUGUCCUAUGUGUUCAAUUUAAUAUUACCCUGCAUUUGUAUCACAAUUCUAACGGUUCUGUCAUUCUGUCUUCCCCCUGAAUCAGGUGAACGAGUUUCAUUAUCAAUAACCAUCAUUUUGGCGAUGACCGUUUUCAUGUUUAUCGUCGCCGACAAAGUUCCUCCCAAUUCCGACUCCAUUCCAUUGCUUGGCAUAUUCUAUUUCGCGUGUAUGGUUGAAGAAACCUUGGGUCUGAUUGCUGUGUGUUACACGCUCAAUUUGUACUACACCGAUCCCCAUUGGUACAAGAUGUCCCCAUGGGUCCGCUGGCUGAUCGCUGAUUGGGCGAAGAAACUGCUCGGAAUAAAGGUGAAUCUCCCACGACGAAAAUCUACCGUUAUCCAGAGCACCCACCAAAAUGUUUUGGAAAAAGCGUCGCUUGCCACGAGUGCGCAUGGCACAACCUCAUCAUUUCCAGCCAAUGACAUCGACGUGAUCACAAUCGCCCAGCACAGUCACAUGGGUAGCAAGAGGAGGUCGAAUAUCUCGAGGGGAGAAGCCCCCCCGGGACAGGUGCAGACACGUGAUGGCUCGGCUGAUUACUGGAGAUUGGCGGCAAUGAUUGCGGAUCGUAUUAUGUUCGUUGUCUUCCUCAUUGCAGUGUCUGUAACUUUUAUUGUUGUCCUGGCAACCGUCUCUCAGGAAUGCAAGAACUAAUGAGGGUUCCUCUCAAAAACUUUAAAAGCAAUGCACUUUAUAACUCUAGCCUCUUAUACAUUUAGAACAACGUUGAAAGCACAAACCUUGAUGAUAGGAUACUUGAACUUGAACUUCGUCAAGUUCGUCAAUGAAAUGGACUUCUCAAUGGAACUUUUUUUUUAAAUGCGACGAUUUUUAGGUUAAUAAUUUUCCUCAGGAAAAUAUCAAUUUUGAUUUUUAUUGGGGCGGCUAUCCUGCGUAAACCACUCAGAUUGUAACAACUGACUAUUCUGGGAUAAUUGGGAGGAAAUGCGAUUCAAACUUACGAUAUUUUAUAAUUAUAGAUAAACCAAAGAAAGUUAACAUUCGAAAUUCCAAUUAAUGUGUUGAUCGAGAUUCUUCGAAGAGAAUCCUUGGAAUGUGUAUGCAUGUAAUUACAGAUAUCACCCCCUCUGAGGCCGGUUGCAUCAAGCCCGUUUAGCUUAAACGGUG
Dendronephthya gigantea is the source of this 2165-nucleotide messenger RNA. Its product is annotated as acetylcholine receptor subunit alpha-type acr-16-like. The transcript is spliced from 6 exons. The coding region runs from base 276 to 1691 and encodes 471 amino acids. Gene Ontology annotation, biological process: regulation of membrane potential; chemical synaptic transmission; signal transduction. The record is from RefSeq and is a predicted model, not a curated record. Gene Ontology annotation, cellular component: neuron projection; postsynaptic membrane; synapse. Gene Ontology annotation, molecular function: transmembrane signaling receptor activity; acetylcholine-gated monoatomic cation-selective channel activity. Lineage: Eukaryota; Metazoa; Cnidaria; Anthozoa; Malacalcyonacea; Nephtheidae.